Messenger RNA from Bradysia coprophila, 2844 nucleotides. It is a transcript of the gene Cep97, whose product is annotated as centrosomal protein 97kDa. Lineage: Eukaryota; Metazoa; Arthropoda; Insecta; Diptera; Sciaridae. Gene Ontology annotation, biological process: mRNA splicing, via spliceosome. Gene Ontology annotation, molecular function: protein binding; U2 snRNA binding. The record is from RefSeq and is a predicted model, not a curated record.
AUGUGUUAACUGUCAUUUUUCGAUUGAAAAAUCAAUAAAUUGUUAGAUUAUUUGGGAAUUAAGUGUGUUAAUAAAGUUGUAUAAAAAUUAGCAAUGCCUUCUGACGAGGCCUCGUCGACGAGAAUACUGGAUUAUUCGAACAAAAACUUAAAAAAAGUGCCUAAAUUUGACGAUAUCGACAAACAAAGCAUAAACACUCUUCUACUCGAUUCAAAUGAAAUUCAAAAAAUUGAAAACAUCGAUUCGUUUGUGCAAAUUGAAAAGUUGUCGUUGAGCCAAAAUCAACUACUCCGUAUGUAUGGACUGCAUCGACUGCACAGUCUGGUUGAACUCAAUCUGUCACACAACGGAAUUCUAACCAUCGAGGGUCUAAAAGACCUUACGCAGUUAACUCAUUUGAAUCUUGCCGGAAACAACAUUAAAACAAUUGAACAUCUGACAACAAACACAAGACUGGAGUACUUGAACUUAUCAGAAAAUAGCAUCGGCAAUGUCUCAGAUAUUUCCAAUUUGAAGCUGUUAAAAGAAUUAUUGUUACAUGGAAACCGCAUAACACACUUGCGACAGUGCGAGAAAUAUUUACCGCACUCAUUGGAUACACUGAAUCUAUCGAAAAAUGCGAUCGUCGAUCUGAAUGAGAUAUGUUCGUUAAGUCACCUUUCCAAUCUACGAAGCUUUUCGCUCGUCGACAAUCCGUGCGUUCAAAUGACAGGCAAUGCUAUUGGAUUUGACUAUCGUCCGUUUGUGUUGAAUUGGUGCAUGAGUGUCAAGAUCAUCGAUGAUUACAUGGUAAAUCCUAUUGAAAGUUUGAAAGCCGAAUGGUUGUACAGUCAGGGACGUGGUCGUCAGUUUCGCAUCGGCGAACAGGCUGAUCUUGCUAAAUAUCUCAGUUCGGUUUGUCCGCUGUCAGGGGAGGUGCUCGAAAAUGAAAAUGAAAGGAAAUUGCGACUGAUAUUGAGCAAAGCUCAGCAGCAUCAGCGACAAUUACAAGAGGAAAUCUCAGAGAACACCAAUUCGUCUGGAAAUAAUUCGCCAUCAUCAUCGAGACGGAAGAGUCAGUCAAGUCGGAUCCAAUCGCCUAGAUUUUCAUGUCUUGGCAGACAAGGAUCACCGGAUUCAAUGUCAAGCAGCUACCAUGGAAUUACGAAUUCAUCGUCGCUGUUGUCACAAAACGAUGCUGGGCACAACCUUAUACAAAUGUCAACGUCGUUAAUUUCCAAUAUUCAAAAUGAGAGCAAUUUGAUGAUUCAAAGUCUCGAUCCGAAUUUACUCAGUAGCAACACGAAAUCACAUUCCAACGUUCUGCAUGACGUCACUUCUCGGUCAACUAAUCAAACUUUGAUGACGUCAAUGAAUCAAUCGAACGUCGAACGACAGGGUAAUCCGUUGGCAGCGGCUUCGAAAAUGGUUCCAGUACCUGAAUCUCUAAUGAGUCCAGAUUGUCCCCCAUCGAAUACUGUUCACCGAACAGCUCUGUCUAGCAAUGCUUCUGUACAUUCGUCUGGCUACAGCAAUUUACCGAAUAACAAAUUUGCCAAAUCAAAAGUAAGUUCACCGAAGAACCUACGAUCUGCAACGACAAAACGGCAUCAAGAAAAAUCGCCGAAUCUGAAUGCGUCUCGUAAAUCGAAUCAGAAUAUGGUGUCGUCGUUGCGAAUUUCCAAUACAUCCGAAGCGAAUAAGACUAAACAAAAGGCGUCAACUGUUCACAUUGCAUCGCCGAAUGAUUCGAAGGCAGCUAGUUCGGAUGAUGACAGCGAUCACAUUAAUACCGACAAACUGAAGACAAUUAGAAACAAGGCAGCGCAGAGAAACUUGCAAAAGGAUUUCUCUUCGGUAAACAACAAGCAGAUCGAAGAAUCUGCUAUCCUAAUUCAAAAAAUUUGGCGCGGUUAUAAGACACGACAGAGCAUGAGAGAUAUUGCUGUUAAGUUGCAGAACAAGCGAACACAAGACUACAUUGAAAAGCUUACACAUGACAUGGAAACGACUAAAGUAGCACUCGAGAAUGAGCGGAAAAUUCAACAAUUGCAAAUGCAAGCGAUAUCGGCUUUAUGGAAAAAGGUGUCAACAAUACAAACAUCGAACGACACACCAUCGGCUUCGAAUAAUUCCACAACUGCCGUGCACGACUUAGCUAAAACUUGCUCGGUGCUAACGAAUCAGGUCCAGCAACUGCAAGGAUCCAUGACGGAAAUUUUGCAAUACAUAACAACAUUCUGCACACCGCCCAACUUCGAAAAUCAAAAUGUCAGUAAAAUGGUGGAAUGUAAAGACAAUUGUGCAACGCAGACUGAAAUUGUAGCCGUUCAUACACCGCAAGUGGACACGCUACCGUUUCCGUUCAAUAACAAAUUGUUGAGACCGUCUACGCUGCCACUAGAAGCGAGCGAUACGUCGCCGUUGCAGCCCGAUGUGGCGAAUGAAGUGGACGAACAUUUUGGUGAGGUCACACCGAAUAAGGAUCAGUUCCACGAAAAAGAUGCAAUGAAAGUGUUGGAAUCGGAGAUAAACGAAUUGCGCGUGAACGAAGAAAACAACAAGGAUCUCAUUAUUUCGGCUGCUGAACAAUAGUAUGAAAUUAAAAUCAAAGACCCUAUCACAAUCUGAAGCACUUCGAAACUCAUUCAUCGGAGCCACUAAAUAGCUUCCUGCAAAAUUUUCAUCGUCAAGCAAAUUUCUAUCGAAUAUCUAUAUUUAUCGUUGUAAAUUUGAACUCUAAUUCAUUGUUUAAAUGCCAAACACAGACACAAAACAAACAACAAUCUGAGAUGAGAAUUAAAGUUAACUAUUGUAAUGCAAAAUGAAAAAAAAAAAAAUUAUAAAAAAAUCAUGGAAGAGAAA